Molecule: messenger RNA, 661 nt
Organism: Oxyura jamaicensis (ruddy duck)
Lineage: Eukaryota; Metazoa; Chordata; Aves; Anseriformes; Anatidae
Product: fatty acid-binding protein, adipocyte
Exons: 4
Coding region: 81-479 (132 amino acids)
Biological process (GO): fatty acid transport
Cellular component (GO): nucleus; cytosol
Molecular function (GO): fatty acid binding
Source: RefSeq, a predicted model, not a curated record
UCAUCUCCUGGAGCUCAUACUAUCUUCCCGUCUUGCAUUUCUGCUUGAUCCUGUGGAAGACUCCUGUCCAGCCUGACAAAAUGUGUGACCACUUUGUGGGUACCUGGAAGCUUCUUUCUAGUGAAAACUUUGAGGACUAUAUGAAAGAGCUGGGUGUGGGAUUUGCUACCAGGAAAAUGGCUGGUGUGGCAAAGCCCAAUGUAACUAUCAGCAUAAAUGGUGAUGUGAUAACCAUCAAAUCAGAAAGUACCUUCAAAAAUACAGAGAUCUCUUUCAAGUUGGGUGAAGAGUUUGAUGAGACCACAGCAGAUGACAGAAAAACAAAGAAUGUCAUAACCUUAGAAAAUGGCUCACUGAAACAGGUGCAGAAGUGGGAUGGCAAAGAGACUAUCAUAAAGAGAAAAGUGGUGGAUGGGAACCUGGUGGUGGAAUGCACCAUGAACAAUGUUACCAGCAAAAGAGUUUAUGAAAAGGCAUGAAGAAACCAUCUUCAGACAGGACAAAUGCUUAAAGCUGAGGAAAAAAAAUUCACUGAAGGAGAAAAACUCCACUAAUACAUUUUGAAGAGAACUGCACUUUUUACAGAUAUAUCCCAAAGCAAUUAUAUGCAGCUGGUUUAAUGUGUUAUGGCUAUUCAAUAAAACGUUCUGCUUUCUACAAA